Messenger RNA from Syngnathus acus (greater pipefish), 889 nucleotides. RefSeq names its product complexin-2-like. Gene Ontology annotation, cellular component: SNARE complex; terminal bouton. Gene Ontology annotation, molecular function: syntaxin binding. Bases 330 to 731 code for a protein of 133 amino acids. Lineage: Eukaryota; Metazoa; Chordata; Actinopteri; Syngnathiformes; Syngnathidae. Gene Ontology annotation, biological process: regulation of neurotransmitter secretion; synaptic vesicle exocytosis; neurotransmitter transport. The record is from RefSeq and is a predicted model, not a curated record. The transcript is spliced from 4 exons.
GAGGAGGAGGAGGAGUGGGGUCGUUAGCGGGACGUUUCCCUUCCUCUUCUUCACUCUCUAUCCUGUCACGGUGUGAGCCUCAUCCUCCACUAUACAUCACCACCUCCUCUUCCUCCUCCUCGCUCUUCACUCUGCAGGCAGCAACAAGGACGUCUUUCUCCUUCUCAUCCUCCCACUCUUCCUUCUUCUUCUCGUGCAGACGAUGCGAGCGACGAUCUGCUAGGACAACUUCUUCCUUUUUCUCCGUGAGGAUCGCAGAGCUCUGGACUCGUCGGCACCUUUGAAUGUGACAUUGCUCCAACCAGGCCGGGAAUAAAAAGCCAUUGACAAUGAAUUUCGUUAUGAAACAAGCGUUGGGAGGGGCCACCAAAGACAUGGGCAAGAUGCUGGGCGGCGAGGAGGAAAAAGACCCCGAUGCCCAGAAGAAAGAGGAGGAGAGGCAAGAGGCACUGAGGCAGCAAGAGGAGGAACGGAAGGCCAAGUACGCCAAAAUGGAGGCAGAGAGGGAAAACAUCCGACAAGGCAUCAGGGAUAAGUACGGCAUAAAGAAGAAGGAGGAGAAGGAGGCGGAGGCGGCCGCCGCCAUGGAGCAGGCCUCGGAGGGCAGCCUGACACGCCCCAAGAAGGCAGUGCCCACCGGCUGUGGUGAGGAGGAGGAGGAGGAGAGCAUCAUGGACACGGUGAUGAAGUUCAUCCCGACACCUCUCAUGGAUAUGUUCAACAAGAAGUAACGCCGUUUCACAUAUGACCACCUCCUCUGCCCUCCCACCUCCUCACACUCUACUCUUCUUCCACUGCUGCCACGUGACGUUAUGUUGGUCACAAAAUGGCUCAUUUAACGUCCUGUCCGCCACUUAUUAAUCAAUAAAAAUAGUCAUAAUCACACCUA